AGGUCCCAAAGGCCAGAUAAUAGGCUGGGCCCUCCCCUCAGCUCCCAGCUCUUCCCCACCCUCCUUACCAAGUGCUCGUGGGCGGGGCCUGCAGAGUGGGACUGCGAUGGCGGCAGAACAGGAAUCCGAGGUGCGGCCACUGCUCACCGACCUCUACCAGGUCACCAUGGCGCUGGGCUACUGGCGUGCGGGCCGCGCACAGGACCAGGCCGAGUUCGAGCUCUUCUUCCGCCGCUGCCCGUUCGGCGGUGCCUUUGCCCUGGCCGCGGGGCUGCGCGACUGUCUGCGUUUCCUGCGUGCCUUCCGCUUUCAGGAUGAAGACUUGGAGUUCCUGGCUUCCGUGCUGCCCCCAAACACAGACCCUGAGUUCUUCGAGCACCUUCGAACCCUUGACUGCUCCAGGGUGACAGUACGGGCUUUGCCUGAGGGCUCCCUCGCCUUCCCAGGAGUGCCAUUGUUGCAGGUGUCAGGGCCACUACUGCUGGUUCAACUGCUAGAGACCCCGCUGCUCUGCCUGGUCAGCUAUGCCAGCCUCAUUGCCACCAACGCAGCUCGACUUCGACUGAUUGCAGGGCCUGAGAAACGGCUGUGGGAGAUGGGACUGCGACGUGCUCAGGGCCCUGAUGGGGGCCUCACCGCUUCCACCUACAGCUACCUGGGUGGCUUCGAUGGCAGCAGCAACGUACUGGCAGGACAGCUUCGGGGCGUGCCUGUGGCCGGGACCCUGGCGCACUCUUUCAUCACUUCCUUCUCUGGCACUGAGGUGACCCCUGACCCGAUGCUGGCUCCAGCUGCUGGCCAGGGUCCCAAGGUGAACCUAGUGACCUGUGUGAAGGUGUGGCUAGAACGUGUGUGUGCCCAACUAGGUCUGGGGCUACAGGAGCCGCACCUGGGGGAACGGGCGGCCUUUGUGGCCUAUGCCCUGGCCUUCCCCCAGGCCUUCCAGGGCCUGCUGGACACCUACAGUGUGCUCAGGAGUGGGCUGCCCAACUUCCUGGCAGUUGCCCUGGCGCUGGGGGAGCUGGGAUACCGGCCGGUGGGUGUGAGGCUGGACAGUGGGGACCUGCUUCAGCAGGCCCAGGAGAUCCGUGGCAUCUUCCAGAACAUCUCGGCCCAGUUUCAGGUGCCCUGGCUGGAGUCAGUCUCCAUCGCUGUCAGCAACAACAUUGAUGAGGAGGAGCUGGCCCGGCUGGCCCAAGAGGGCAGCGAGGUGAAUGUCAUUGGCAUUGGCACCAGUGUGGUCACCUGUCCUCGCCAGCCUUCCCUGGGCUGUGUCUACAAGCUGGUGUCCGUGGGUGGCCAGCCUCGAAUGAAGCUGACUGAGGACCCUGAGAAGCAGACACUGCCUGGGAGCAAGUCUGCCUUCCGGCUUCUGGGCCCCAAUGGGUCUCUGUUGCUGGACCUGCUGCAGUUGGCAGAGGAGCCACCUCCUCAGGCUGGCCAGGAGCUGAGGAUCUGGCCGCAGGGAGCUCAGGGGCCUUGUACCGUGAGGCCAGCCCAUGUGGAGCCCCUGUUGCAACUCUGGCUCCAGCAUGGACAGCUGUGUAAGCCCCUCCCACCACUUGCAGAAUCCAGAGCCUUUGCCCAACAGUCCCUGGGCCAGCUGAGCCCUGAGCACAGGCGGAUGGAGCAACCAGCAGUCUACCAGGUGGCGCUGUCAGAGAAACUCCAGGCCCUGGUGCACAGACUGAGUGCCCUUGGGGCCCCCUGAGGAUCCUGAGAUGGGGAGCUGCUUUGGGGAAACAUGAGUCAUUCACUGUCCCACAA
Molecule: messenger RNA, 1767 nt
Organism: Erinaceus europaeus (western European hedgehog)
Lineage: Eukaryota; Metazoa; Chordata; Mammalia; Eulipotyphla; Erinaceidae
Gene: NAPRT
Product: nicotinate phosphoribosyltransferase
Exons: 13
Coding region: 107-1711 (534 amino acids)
Biological process (GO): NAD+ biosynthetic process
Molecular function (GO): nicotinate phosphoribosyltransferase activity
Source: RefSeq, a predicted model, not a curated record